UUGAAGAAUCAACGGGUGAGUUGUGGUUAGGGGUGAAAUGCCACUCGCACCCAAAGCUAGCUGGUUCUCCCCGAAAUGCGUUGAGGCGUAGUAGUUGAUUGGACAUCUAGGGGUAAAGCACGAUUUCGGUGCGGGUUUCUGGAGGUGGACCCAAGGAUUGAUAAUUCACCAAUGGAAUGAUUUUGCAUGAAUUUAUGUACCACAAGAAUUUUCGAGUCUCUUUUUCUUUCUUUCUAAAAUACAAUGGAGGAAAAAGAAAACAACCAGCCUUAUUUGCCUACAAUUUUCCCAAGUCUUAACCAUCAAAAUCCAGAGAUGGUUAAUGAAGAAGCUAUGAUGGUGUCACAAAAUGAAGAGAAAUUUAAAGAGUUUAGUGAUAAAGUAGAGAAUGCUACACAAAUAAGGUUUCUUAUUGGUGAAAAUCUUGAAAAUGGCAAAGCAAAUGAAAACAAGAAGAAGAGGAAAAGAAGAAGAAUCAAGAGUAGUGAGGAAGUUGAGAAUCAAAGAAUGACACAUAUUGAAGUGGAGAGGAAUAGAAGGAAGCAAAUGAAUGAGCAUCUUCUUGUCUUGAGGUCUCUCAUGCCAACCUCCUAUGUACAAAGGGGAGAUCAAGCUUCAAUUAUUGGUGGAGCAACAGAAUUUUUGAGAGAAUUAGAGCAACUUUUACAAUGUCUUGAAUCACAAAAGAGAAGGAAACUCUAUGGAGAUGAUUCAUUAUUAAUGGAAAUUCAAAAUCCACCAUUCUUUGCUCCUUUGCCUCUUGCAAAUGAAAUAUAUGAAGGUGGAAUUCAAGAAGAAAUAGCAGAGAGCAAGUCAUGUUUGGCUGAUGUUGAAGUGAAACUGAUAGGUUUUAAUGCAAUGAUCAAGAUAUUGUCAAAAAGAAGGCCAGGACAACUCAUUAGCACCAUUUCUGCAUUAGAAGAUUUGCAGCUUAAUAUUAUUCAUACAAAUAUUACCACCAUUGACCAAACUGUUCUAUAUUCUUUCAAUGUUAAGAUUUCUGGUGAAACAAAGUUUACAGCUGAUGGUAUAGCAAAUUUGGUACAACAAAUAUUCAGUUUUAUUUAUGCAAACAAUGCCAUAUGAAAUAUACCCUAAUUUACCCCGUACUCUUGUAUCAUAGCAAUUCUUGUUUAAUCUUGGAUUUGAGCUGUUAAUUAGUGACUUCAUACAUAUUCUUGAUCAUUCAAAUAAAAAAUCAGCAUAAAUUCAUGUGUA
Messenger RNA from Nicotiana attenuata, 1218 nucleotides. RefSeq names its product transcription factor FAMA-like. The record is from RefSeq and is a predicted model, not a curated record. Bases 244 to 1086 code for a protein of 280 amino acids. Gene Ontology annotation, molecular function: DNA-binding transcription factor activity; protein dimerization activity. Lineage: Eukaryota; Viridiplantae; Streptophyta; Magnoliopsida; Solanales; Solanaceae. Gene Ontology annotation, biological process: positive regulation of DNA-templated transcription; stomatal complex development; guard cell differentiation. Gene Ontology annotation, cellular component: nucleus. The transcript has 5 exons.